This is a messenger RNA of Talaromyces atroroseus, 3837 nucleotides long. RefSeq lists its product as hypothetical. The coding region runs from base 1 to 3837 and encodes 1278 amino acids. Gene Ontology annotation, cellular component: cytoplasm; P-body. Gene Ontology annotation, biological process: nuclear-transcribed mRNA catabolic process, nonsense-mediated decay; deadenylation-dependent decapping of nuclear-transcribed mRNA. The transcript is spliced from 4 exons. The record is from RefSeq and is a predicted model, not a curated record. Lineage: Eukaryota; Fungi; Ascomycota; Eurotiomycetes; Eurotiales; Trichocomaceae. Gene Ontology annotation, molecular function: RNA binding; manganese ion binding; 5'-(N(7)-methylguanosine 5'-triphospho)-[mRNA] hydrolase activity.
AUGACAGAAACAAAGUUACAACUAGAAGAUUGGCUGGAUGAUCUAUGCGUUCGCUUUAUUAUAAACCUACCCCGUGAAGAGCUCGAAUCAGUGGAGCGUAUCUGUUUUCAGGUCGAAGAAGCACAAUGGUUCUACGAAGAUUUUGUCCGGCCACUGGAUCCGGCCCUGCCUUCUCUUUCGCUGAAGGCAUUCGCGAUGCGCAUAUUCCAGCACUGUCCACUGAUGUCAGAGUGGUCUGAAUAUCAUCAUGCGGCAGCAUUUUCGGAGUUCCUUGCCUACAAAACUCGUGUGCCCGUUCGUGGAGCUAUAUUGCUGAACGAGAACAUGGAUAAAGUGGUGCUCGUAAAGGGCUGGAAGAAGAAUGCCAACUGGAGCUUCCCCCGCGGCAAAAUAAACAAAGAGGAGAAAGAUCUUGACUGUGCCGUGCGAGAGGUUUGCGAAGAAACUGGAUAUGACUUGAAGGCUGCCGGUCUUGUGAAGGAUGAAAAGCACAUGAAAUAUAUCGAGAUAACCAUGCGUGAGCAGCAUAUGAAGCUCUAUGUGUUCCGGGGUGUACCAAUGGAUACCGUAUUUGCUCCUCAAACGCGAAAAGAGAUCAGCAAGAUUGAGUGGGUCUGUCUGUCUGACCUUCCUACUGUUAAGAAAAACAAGCAGGCACAGCAUGAUGCUGUAAAUGCUAACAAGUUCUAUAUGGUUGCCCCUUUCCUACACCCGCUCAAAAAAUGGAUUGCUCAGCAGCGGAAGCUGGAUGUUAAGAACACUGCAACUGCAUAUACAGAGGGCGAGACAUCCAUGGAUGAAGGUUUUGUCUCGGCUAACAACGGAUUCACACCGAUUCCAAGCCAUGUUCAGCCCUCUAUUCCGAGUGACUUGCCCGAGGUCGACCAAUCUCAGGAUGUAUCAUCACAUUUGAAGCGCAUACUCAACAUUGGUGCUCCUACGCCACUCUCUACUACCACAACAGCCACGGACCCAUCCAAGUCUAAUGCUUUACUAUCAUUGUUACGGAGUGGGACAAACGAGACCUCUACACCUGCGCCCAGUCUACCUCAACACCAUAUGCAACCUCCACUUCUUGCUUUAUUCAAUCAGAAGGUAAACCCCGGCAUUCAGACACAAAACCCUCAAGGACCUUUCCCGGUCCAGAACACUCCGGAUUCCAUAAAUCAGCAGCAUUUCCACCGAUUGGUCUCUACGAUGGCCAACUCCUCGCCAUCGAUUGCCACUCAUAUCUCGGGCUAUAACCAACGGCCACCGAUGGAAAAUGCAUCAAAUCCGCAGCGCGACCAAACACAAAACAUUUCAAAUCAACCUACCUUGGCACCUUACCAGAGAACUGGAGAUCCGCUCUCCGUGCAGCAGACAAAUGCAGGGCAAUUUCAAGGCCAAGUUGUGCCCCCUGCAAGCAAGUUGCCGCCUCCGAAAUUGACGAGUCAUUCUUUGGCUCUUUUGAACGUCUUCAAAGGCAGCUCUUCCCCUGGUCCCCAACCAGGAGUCUUAUCUCGAGCCGAGGAACUGCAAUCACCAGCACAGAAAACUCUAGCACCACAAGACCAACUUCUAGCCUUGUUAAAAAAUCCCGCAAAUAACGCACCCCAAAUGCCAGCCGUGGAGCUUGCCGGGCAACCUGUACAGCCAGUCCCCAAAAGGAUUCUGCAGCGUCCUCCAUCGCUCAGCAAACCGAAUGAGCUUCCCGAAAAAGCAACCACAGGGAAAAAUAAACAAGACGUACUGGCGUCUGCUACCGUUUCCGGACCUUUGAGAACACCGGAUUUUGAUAGUCCUAGAAAUCAACCUCGCAGAGUGAAUGGCACGCCUCGUGUGACCGGAAAACAAGCACUACCUACAUCCCCAAUUACAAUUUUGUCACGACCGCCAUCUGCAAGGAGAGAUCUCUCAACUCCAACACAAGCUUCGGGCUCAGUCUCACCGUCACUUGACGGCAGAGCGAAGAACACUGGAGCAGCCAAGAAUUUUCAACCGCAGAUCUUACGCCGGUCUGAAAAACUGGACCUCAAUGCAAUUCUUCCUACCCGAACGGUACCUGUCCAUGAGUUAUCUGAAGAGUCGGCGGCUUUUGCAGCAUCAAAUCAAGCUGCAGUGGUACCUGAGGAGAAGCUCUCCCAGCCUAAUUACGACCGACGUCCUAGCCAAACCGCAGCACAGAAAGAAGCGCUGCUUUCUUUAUUUGGAAAGUCUCCUGGUAAAAAGGAUUCACUCCUAGCUACAGCAAUGGACCACCCGAUUUCGGGCAGUGUAUACAGCGAUACUGUUUCGUCUCCUUCGCUUUCCGUGACUGAAACGAACCCGGCAACUACGCAGCGUAUAAAGUCGCCGGACAACAAAGCAUUCUUGCUAGGUUUCCUUCAAAAUCUAUCAUUGUACGAAAUAAUAUUAUUGUCAACGAAUCCAACGGCAAUUGGAAUAACGUACAACAAACUUGCAAAAAUGGCCCCCCGUGCCUCAGCAGGCUUUAUCUGUUCAAGAUGCAUAUAUCGCAGCAGCAGCAGAGCGUUGUUUUCAACGAGUUCCAAACUCCGUCAAUUGCGACAUGAAGACAAACUCGGGAUGCCGCCAAUCCCCUCUACGUCUGGCUAUGCGCUGCUUUCCAAUCGGUCCCUUAUCGCCGUCAGCGGUACUGAUAGUACUUCCUUUUUGCAGGGAAUGAUUACACAGAAUAUGCUUAUGGGGAAAGAGCCAGUUCGCGCGCCCCGUCGAACAGCGAGUUACAGCGCCUUUCUGAACUCGCAAGGCCGCGUGCUGCACGACGUAUUCAUUUAUCCUAUACCCAAAGCCAAUCUCGGUGGUGGUGACGAAACAGCCUGGCUGAUAGAAGUGGACAAGAGCGAAGUAACCAACCUCGUGAAGCAUUUGAAAAAGCACAAAUUGCGGGCGAAGCUCACAAUUCGUGCGUUGGAAGACGGGGAACAUUCUGUGUGGGCAGCGUGGAAUGAUGAGAGCACAGAGCCACGGUGGGCAGCAUAUAACCUUGAGUCUGAUUUUUCUUCUCCAUCGCGAUUUUCAAACUCCCUUGUGGUUGGGUGCAUUGAUACUCGAGCGCCGGGCUUCGGGACGAGAUAUGUCACGCCAGGCUCAGAUGACCUUCAAACUCACCUACCGGAGGAGUCGAAGAAACAAGUACAAGCGCAAAAGGUGGAUUUAUCGACUUACACGCUUCGGCGGAUGCUUCAUGGUGUUGCCGAGGGACAGAAAGAGAUCAUUCGCGAGUCGGCAUUGCCUAUGGAAUACAACAUGGACGUAGGUCGGGCAAUUGAUUUUCGGAAAGGCUGCUAUGUUGGACAAGAGCUUACCAUUCGAACACAUCAUACGGGUGUUGUACGUAAACGUGUUCUUCCUGUACAGCUGUAUGGUGAUGAUCAAGAUGUUGCUGCGGCGACGGCCCUGGCUAGCGGGUCAGCGGUGUAUGACCCCGACACGAAAUUUUGUCAACCUCCUCCAGGCGCGAACAUCUCCCGAGCUGGUGGUAGACGAGGACGCAGUGCAGGUAAAUUCAUUAGCGGUAUUGGAAAUGUCGGGCUUGCUUUGUGCCGGCUGGAGAUGAUGACCGAUAUCUCGCUCACGGGUGAAAGCAGCCAAUAUAGUCCAUCACAAGAAUUCCGGGUUUCUUGGGAAGACUCUGCACUGAGUCUUGAACAGUCUUCGUCUUCUCCUUCUCCGAGUCAGAACCAGGUCAAGGUCAAAGCUCAUGUCCCGGCAUGGCUCAGAGAACAUAUUGUGGCAAGCACGAUGCGACACUCUGCAUCCUCGAGGUCUCGCGAAGGGCUCAGAGCGCGCGAUUUGGUGGAACAACUUGAGGAGGAAGCUGAAGAAAAGUAA